AACGGAAUGAAUCCAUGAGCUUUAGCCAAAUGUAAAAACGUGACAUCCUAUUUAAUAAAGCUUGAUCUUACAUCGAGUUGAUGAAUUGUUUCUUCAUUACAAAUCACUCAGUUACUCUGGACACAUUCAACUUCGGUAUCCUUUUCUUUAUUGAAACCUGUUUCUUUGCCAAAUUCAGGUGGUGGAAAUCAGCAAUAAACCUGUACAAAAUUAGAAUUUCUUCUCCCGACCAUGUCAGAGUCAACGACCACUACCUCAGCUUCAGCAUCUAAUGUACCAUUUUUGAAGGAACGCAAUCAGAACAAGGGCGUUCGCAAGCGCAAUCUUUCUGACGAUGAAUGGGCUGAGGAAGACAACAGUAAUUCAAUUGCUAAUGGCCACUACAACGCUAAAAAAGCACUACAGACCACACGUACUACUCGUUCUGGACGAUCACCAUUGACCGCAUUGAAGGUUAACAUUUCAUCGAAGCCUCUUCUUGUCAAACAACCGCCCAGUAACAAAUCCUUACAGACACUUGGAAAAAGGUUCAAAGUACCUACAUUUACAGAUCCCAGCAAAGCACCAGCACCCUCGAGAACAGGGGCAUUCAACCUCGGAGUAAAGCGAAGGCCUCCAGUAGAGGCCAAAUCAGCGCAUGAUUACACUAUGGAGGGAUCGAUCAUUCUUUAUGACCCUGCAUGGGCGCAACUAGAUGAGGCUCAACGAGAAGAAGAAAUGCUUCUCGAAGCUUCACAGGGAAGCGCAAGUACCGAAGGAGACGACACAACGCCCCAGGUCAUCAUACCCAAGAAAGAGAAGGCCAAAUACAAGUCGAUAGCAGAAAUGCUUGGGCUCACAAAAUCAAAAGAACUUCCUAAAGUUCAUGUCGUGGUCGACCCUAUUCUAGGCAGAGUUUUGCGGCCACAUCAGGUUGAAGGAGUCAAAUUUAUGUACAAAUGCACCACAGGAGCUGUAGUACCAGAUGCAUUUGGGUGUAUUAUGGCGGAUGAAAUGGGACUUGGAAAGACACUGCAAUGCCUCACGCUACUAUGGACAUUACUAAAGCAAUCUCCGGAUUUUGGCAAAGGAACUAUUGAAAAAUGCAUCAUCUGCUGUCCAUCAUCGUUGGUGAGGAACUGGGCGAAUGAGAUCAUCAAAUGGCUAGGCCCUGGCAAGAUUGGGGUCAUGACCUGCGACGGCAAGGGCACCAAAGAGGAUACAACUAAUGCCAUGAAACAGUGGGCAUCGGCCAGGCAGCGCAUGGUUGUAAAUCCUGUCCUUAUCAUCAGCUAUGAAAGUUUGCGAAUGUAUGCGCCUAUUUUAGCACAGACACCUAUCGGGUUAAUGUUAUGUGACGAAGGUCAUCGCUUGAAGAACUCGAAUUCACAAACUUUCGUAGCGUUAAACGAGCUGAAUGUGCAAAGACGUGUUAUUCUCUCAGGUACACCCAUUCAAAAUGACCUCUCCGAAUACUUUUCACUUAUCAAUUUUGCGAUCCCAGGGCUGUUGGGGUCAACAACUGAGUUCAGGAAGAACUAUGAGUUGCCUAUUCUUCGUGGACGCGACUCCGAGGCAUCUGAAAAAGAGCAAGAAAUUAGCAACCAAAAGCUUACUGAGCUUUCAGGGGUGGUUAACAAGUUUAUUAUCAGGCGCACAAACGAUAUUCUGUCGAAGUAUUUACCUACCAAAUUUGAGCACGUCGUCUUCUGCAAGCUGUCGCCCUUCCAGCUAGACCUAUAUAAACAUUUUAUUAACUCUAAAUCAAUUCAGAAGCUACUUCGUGGACAAGGAUCACAGCCACUAAAGGCAAUUGGAUUGCUAAAGAAGCUGUGUAAUCAUCCAGACCUGCUGGAUUUGCCUGAUGACUUGCAAGGAUGUGAGGCGUUGCUCCCGCCAGAUUAUCAAACUAAGAGCUCCAAGAAGCCGAUGUCGCGUGGGGGCAUUUUAGUACAACCAGAGUUUUCAGGCAAGAUGAUGGUACUAGCGCGCAUGCUGGCCAAGAUUAAAAAGGACACAAAUGAUAAGAUUGUGCUAAUCUCGAACUACACACAAACCCUGGAUAUCUUUGAGAAGCUCUGUCGGCAGAACCAGUAUGGGGUGUUGCGAUUGGAUGGAACCAUGACUAUCAGCAAGAGGCAGAAGCUUGUCGAUCGCUUCAAUAACCCCGAUGGCAACGAGUUCGUGUUCCUGUUGAGCAGCAAGGCAGGAGGAUGUGGACUCAACUUGAUUGGAGCAAAUCGACUUGUUCUUUUUGAUCCCGACUGGAAUCCAGCUUCAGAUCAACAGGCGCUAGCACGUGUGUGGCGCGAUGGUCAAAAGAAAGACUGUUUUGUUUAUCGAUUCAUUGCAACGGGAUCAAUUGAAGAGAAAAUCUUCCAGCGGCAAUCACAUAAACAAUCGCUCUCGUCAUGUGUAGUGGAUGAAGACCAAGAUGUAGAACGGCAUUUCUCACAGGAAAAUUUGCGCCAACUCUUUCAGUUCAAUGACACGACUGAGUGCUGUGAUACACACGAGACAUUCAAGUGUAAGCGGUGCGUGGAUGGACGCCAAGUGAUGAAGGCAGCACAGGUAUCUUAUGGCGAUACUUCCACAUGGAACCACUUCAAGGGCGACCACGAUCUUAUGAAGUUGACAGACCCGUUACUCAAGGAGGAGGCUGACACAAAUGCGGUCUCGUUUGUAUUUCAGUACAUUUCACAUUAGAUGUCUGUUUUUUCUCUAUCUUCUGCAUACUAUUGUCCUCCAUUGUUGUAUCAAAGCUUCAUGAUUAUUUUGUCUUGUAUUUGUAGAUUGUUGCUGUGUUGGUCAUCCUCAAUGAACUGACUUUUUAGAUACUAGUCAUUGGCCUUUUCAUUUCUCUGACAGCCUUUAAUAAAAAAAUAGAAAAAAAUAGAAAAAUAAAAAAAU
This is a messenger RNA of Lobosporangium transversale, 2889 nucleotides long. Its product is annotated as DNA repair protein, SNF2 family. Lineage: Eukaryota; Fungi; Mortierellomycota; Mortierellomycetes; Mortierellales; Mortierellaceae. The transcript is spliced from 7 exons. The record is from RefSeq and is a predicted model, not a curated record. Gene Ontology annotation, biological process: reciprocal meiotic recombination; double-strand break repair via synthesis-dependent strand annealing. Gene Ontology annotation, molecular function: hydrolase activity, acting on acid anhydrides; DNA translocase activity; ATP binding. The coding region runs from base 232 to 2685 and encodes 817 amino acids. Gene Ontology annotation, cellular component: nucleus.